CUCAGGUUCUUGCGGUGAACAGGUGCACGAAGUACGAGAGUAUCUACACCACACAGGGUCACGCUUGGACAAACCAGUGUGGCGGUAAUAAUUCUGUGAUCCAACGGCAGGGUUGCACCUGCGGGUGCACCUGCAGGUGGACCCCCACCCUCACCUGCACUCAAGAAACCCCAACAAACCCUUUUCGGCCUAACUACUUCCAUAAUAGCGUCACUUCUCCCGAAGAAAGAAAGCACACCUGCAUCAUCGCCUUUUUCCAAGUUUCCACGAGUCCACGACGUUGUGUUAUAUCUUCAAGCAUCCAGACUCUCAUGUCACCCGUUGAUAAAUUUCAAUUGUCAAUGGCUGUAUGAAAUCAUAGAAGUCUGAUAAUUUCACCCGCUUUUUCGCUUAAUCUGACAAAAAACUCAUCUUCACUUCAGAGCUUGAAUGGUUGAAAACUCUCAUAUCAACACCCUGGUCAACCUGUUUGCAAGAGAUCAAUAUGUCAGUCAUCGACACCUCAAAAGAUUUGUCCGCACUUCUUUUUGAACAGACAAAGGCUACGCCAGAUGCAAUUGCAUUAGAAGGAAACCGAAUCAACAAUCGUGACCGAGCAACAUGGACCUAUCAAGAACUGGACACCAGAAUCAAUGAAGUCGCCAAUCGACUUCGCGCUCAUGGCGUUGGCCGUGAUACCCUGGUUGGGGUUUUGAUGGGACGAAGUGCCGAUUAUGUGAUUGCUUGUCUUGCGGCUCUGCGUGCAGGUGGAGCAUUCCUGGUUCUUGAACUUGCAUAUCCACCUACCCUUUUGGCCGACGUGAUUGAAGAUGCGAAACCCUUGGUCAUACUCACACAUAUUGGUCAUGCUGGUCAAAUCAAAGCUAAUAUCCCGCUCAUUCUUCUCAACGAGCCCGAAUCUGAGGAAGGAAUUAAGAGAGCACGAAGACCUUCCAAGCCAGCCCCGGCUGAGGAUGACUUGGAUCGACUCGCUUUUGUAUGCUACUCGUCCGGUACAACGGGUCGUCCAAAAGGAAUUCUGAAUCCGCACAGAGCACCAGUACGUUCUUAUGAUCUGAGAUUCCGUCUCAGUGACCUCAAACCUGGAGAUAGAGUCGCUUGCAAUGUCUACUUCAUUUGGGAAAUUAUUCGACCACUUCUUCGAGGAGCAACAAUUAUUGUCGUACCUGAUGAGGCAAGCUAUGAUCCAGUCGCCCUUGUCGAUGUUCUCAAGGAACGACGAAUUACUGAGACUCUCAUGACACCAACACUUGUCGCUGCAGUCCUCUCUCGACACCCAAACCUUGGCGAAGAUCUUCCAGGACUACGUACGUUAUGGUUUAAUGGUGAGGUUGUCACCACUGAUCUAGCGCGCCGUGCUAUGAAAGCACUUCCUAAGACACGGCUGCUCAAUUGUUACAGUGCAAGCGAGUCACAUGAAAUUGCUUGUGGGGAUAUUCGAGAAGUCAUUGACUACGAUGUUCCUUACUGUCCUGUUGGACCACCGGUUGAUCCAGAGCAUACUUAUAUUCUUGGAGAGGACGGAGAAAAGGUAAAACCCGGUGUCAGCGGGGAAUUGUUUGUCGGUGGACAUCUUCUCGCUCGUGGAUAUCUCAAUCUUCCCGAAACCACAGCCAAGUCAUUUCUGCCAGAUCCUUUUGAUCCACAACCAGGAGCCCGCAUGUAUAAGACAGGAGAUUUAGCGAGACUGCUCCAUUCCGGGUACCUCGAAAUCACUGGUCGGGUGGGUGCUAUGAUUAAGGUUCGAGGUUACUCCAUCGUUCCAGGAAAGGUGGAAAAUGCCAUAAUCAAGGAAUUGGCUGUACGGCGGGCCGCUGUUGUCGCUCACGGUGAUGGCCUCGAACGACAGCUGGUCGCUUAUGUUGUUGCUGAUAAAGAUGAACCUGGAGAUCGCACACCUCUUACCAUUGAUGAGUCCGGAUACAGUCCAGUUUGUCGAAAGGCUAUGUUGAAGAGUUUAGCCCAAUACAUGAUCCCUGCGCUAUGGGUUGAACUCGACGAUAUGCCAACUCAUGCAGUUUCAGGAAAGAUUGAGUGAGUAUAUGAAUAUACCCUUGCCAGGAACGCUGUGAAUGAGAAUUUACCAUUAUAGUGUUUUUAUGCCUUCCAAGUCAUUUUCAUUGAUAGAGUACUAACUUCUCUACUUUCCAGUGUCCGUCGGCUUCCUCCCCCAAAGCCUGUGAAGUCACGAAGUGCCAUCAAGAGUGAGUCUGGAGCUGAAUUAGCUUUCACCAUUCCGGCAAUGAUAGAGCAAUGGGCUGCAUCCCUCAAAGUUCCCACAAGUGCCAUCACGGAAGAACAUUCUUUUUUCGACCUCGGUGGCCACUCUUUAACACUCGCUGAACUUGCUGCACGAUUGACAAAAACCUAUGGGUUCAACAUUUCUGUGGCAAGUCUCGUUACCAAACCAACUCUUGGAGGUCAUCUUGAAGUUUUACAAUCUGCUCAUGAUGGCCAUACCGCAGCAGUACAAGCAGAUUUACCGGCAGUCUUGCGCGCUGACUCCAUUCUUCCUAAAGACAUCCAACCUUCUGGUGCUAAGUUAUGCACCCUUCGCGACGCCGAGACAGUUCUACUGACUGGCACUACCGGUUUCUUGGGGGCAUUCUUGCUUGCCGAACUCUUGCAAAGUACGUCAGCUCGAAUAUUGUGCCUUGUUCGCUUUAAGGACCCCACAGGUGAUAACCACGGAGCGGCUAUUGCUAGAAUUCGGCGAAACCUCCUAGAAUUAGGGCUUUGGCAGGAUAGCAUUUUAGAUCGCAUUGAGGUGGUGCCGGGCAACCUUGCCAGCCCAAAUCUCGGACUAUCGAAGACCGAGUUUGAAGAGCUCGGGGAAAGUGUUCAGGUCAUUAUUCACGCUGCCGCCACAGUCAAUCUGGUUUAUCCGUACGCUGCAUUACAAGCACCUAAUGUAGCAGGAACUAGAGAGAUCAUCCGCCUAGCAUGCAAUGGCGGAGCCACUUUGCAAUAUGUUUCCACAAAUGGUGUACUUCCACCCUCGCAAAAAGGCUGGCCUGAAGAUACAACUCUCGAUGUGGAUGACGUGCCAAGCAAGCUUGCUGAUGGAUAUGGCCAGACCAAGUGGGUAGCAGAACAACUCGUGUUCGAGGCUAGCUGUCGUGGCUUGCCAGUCAGAAUCAUCCGACCUGGCACCAUCAGUGGACACAGUACCUUGGGUUCCUCAAAUCCUUACGAUCUUCUCAAUGCAAUUAUUGUGGAAUCGCUUCACCUCGGCUACGCCCCUGACAUUGAAAGCUGGCUUGCCGAGAUGACCCCAGUAGAUUUUGUCAGCAAGGCAAUUCUUGCACUAGCGAAUUCCAACGAUAAUCAAAUCGUAUAUCAUCUUGGUGAUCCCAAGCCUGUUGACACCAGGAAGCUUUUCGAUGAUCUUGGAGAAUUGGGAUAUCCCACCAAGAAGCUUGGCUGGGAAGAGUGGGUAACUCUCUGGAACGAGAAGAGAAGCACCACGAAGGGAGGCGAAGGAGCUUUUACAGUUGACAUACUUCGUGGUGGUAUGCCCACUGUUGAUUUUAUGAAAUGUGUCAUCGUGCUCAAUGAUAGCAAGACAACUCCUGCUCUUGAGACUCUUCAACGUCCCAAAAUCGAUCUUCACCUGCUUGAAAUUUACUUACGUCAUUGGUACGCCAGAGGAUGGCUUCCUAGAGCACCCAAGUAUCUCCAGAACGGGUUCGCCAAAAAUGGCAUCGCCAAGAGAGGUCGAUUAAGUGGAAAGGUAGCUGUGAUCACUGGAGCAAGUUCUGGAAUUGGUGCUGCUGUAGCAGCAGCGCUAUCCCGUGAAGGUGCACAUAUUGCUCUUGCAGCACGCCGAACUGAUGCACUUGAGAACGUCAAGAAGAGCCUUUCCCUCAACGGCGGCAAAGUCAUCAUCCACCAGACGGAUGUUACCAAGAGAUCUGAUGUGGAAUCACUUAUGCGUAUCACCAACGAGAAACUUGGGCCUGUUGAUAUCCUCGUCUCAUGUGCAGGAGUUAUGUAUUUCACCAUGAUGGCCAACGUCCACAAUGAGGACUGGGACCGCACUGUCGACGUAAACUGCAAAGGACUUCUCAACUGUCUCUCCACGACCGUUCCACCCAUGCUGGCCCGCGGUACAGGUCAUAUUGUCGCCAUAUCAUCAGAUGCAGGACGCAAAGUCUUUCCUGGUCUCGGUGUCUACUCGGCUUCUAAAUUCUUCGUUGAAGCUACGCUCCAAGCUCUUCGUGUCGAGACUGCAGGAUCAGGUCUGAGAGUUACAUCGGUACAGCCGGGUAAUGUGGCGACGGAUUUGCUGGGCAUGAGUACGGAUCAAGAGGCGUUGAAGAAAUAUGGGGAGCCGAGUGGUGCAAAGGUACUUGAUGCGGAUGAUGUGGCGAAAAGUAUUGUUUAUGCGCUUGUGCAGCCAGAGCAUGUUGCUGUUAAUGAGGUUAUGAUUGAGCCGAGGGAUGAACCUAUCUAAUAAAUUGUGUCGAUAUCGGCAACAUAUUUGGGAUCGAGGAGUUUCAAAGAUGACGCGCUAUGGGAUAGAUGGCUGGAUGGUUAUGAUUAUGGUUGAUGAUGGAGCGGGGUACAGAAUACUCUUUCUGUAGGUAGACAUCCACCUCAACGCUCUUUCUUUUUUGCUGGAAUUAUGGAGCGCCAUAAUGGGUGCUUGAUAGAGGGUAGAUAAACUUGGCAAUAUAAAUCAGAGUAAACAGAAUCGCCUUGGCAAGAAGAAUCACAACUGAUUGGGGUUGUUCCAAGCGGGAAGUAACUGACCUGUAACAUUGUUCUAGAAAUUUC
This is a messenger RNA of Hymenoscyphus albidus, 4779 nucleotides long. The record is from the annotation of a GenBank genome assembly. Lineage: Eukaryota; Fungi; Ascomycota; Leotiomycetes; Helotiales; Helotiaceae.